Messenger RNA from Clonostachys rhizophaga, 1671 nucleotides. The record is from the annotation of a GenBank genome assembly. Lineage: Eukaryota; Fungi; Ascomycota; Sordariomycetes; Hypocreales; Bionectriaceae.
AUGGGCAUAGUCCUGGCUGUCUGGAGGGUGAUAGUUGACGUUGCCAAUUUCUGGCACAAGAAACUCCUAAGCUGGUACACGCGCAGGAACCCUAUAGAGCUAUGGCUUGAGCUUCUUCGUAAUGCAGAGGUUUUCGAAGACUGGGAGGAGGCGGCGCUUCACCUCGACAACCUCCUAGGCCUUGACCUCUGGAGAAACAACCCGACCUCGAAAUACUAUGACUGGAGGCUCAUAACCGAGCGCCUAAACUCGCUGUCGGUGGCGCGCGAAGAAAACAACUUCCAACAGCUCAUCAACCUCUUGCGCUCCGGGCUCGUGCGAAAUCUCGGAAACAUUACGGCACCUAAACUCUACAAUCGCUCUUUCUCCGGAACCAAAUACCUGAUCGAAGAAUACGUGACACAGGUGGCCGAAGGAAUCGAGGACAUCAGCGCCCUGCCAACCUCGGCGCCGACGUCUCCGAGCGGACAAGACAAUGCAUUUACAAACCAGAUGAAGUUGGAUUUCAUCCAUGAUACAAGACAGGCUUUUGGUCGGACUACCCUCGUGCUUCAAGGCGGAGCCAUCUUCGGACUCUGUCAUUUAGGGGUCAUCAAAGCCCUUUUCCUGCGAGGAUUGCUGCCGCGCAUCAUCACCGGCACAGCAACAGGCGCGCUGAUCGCCGCCCUGGUUUCGGUUCACACGACAGAAGAGCUUCCCGCUGUGCUGAAAGGCGACGGGAUCGAUCUAUCUGCUUUUGUUUCAAAGGAUCAUGCCCACAUCCAAGGCGGACAGACGUUUUGGUCACGGUGGGACACGCUCCUCCGCCGAAUCCGUCGGUUUUCGCGUGACGGUUAUUUCCUUGACGUGACUGUACUGGAAGAAUGCGUGAGAGCAAACGUCGGUGAUCUGACGUUCGAGGAAGCCUAUAACCGGAGCAAGAGGGUUUUGAACAUCACGGUUGUGACCGAGGAGCAGGGUGGCGUGCCUAAAUUGCUCAACUACCUCACAGCACCCAACGUCUUGAUAUGGACCGCUGCGGUGGCUUCUAACGCCUCUUCGCCAGCUCUCUAUGGUCACCGCAAGACCACGCUCCUAUGCAAGGAUGCCCACGGUCACAUAGUUCCCUGGGCGGCAGCAAACACUACUGAUUUUCAUCACUGGACUCAAGUCUCCUAUACCGACCGAGACUCCCCUCUACGGCGCAUUGCCGAACUUUUCAACGUGAACCAUUUCAUUGUCAGCCAGGCAAGACCUUACUUGAUUCCCUUUCUACAAUCAGAUAUGCAUGGGCCAUCUUACCUAGAAUCGCGGAACAAAACCACCCAGUUGUCGGCGUUUCUUGCCCGCAUGGUGGGGUUGGAAGUCCAACAUCGAUUGAGACAGCUUGAUACCUUGCGGUUGCUGCCGGCUGGCAUCCGACGCUUCCUUGUCGACGAGCAGGUCCCAGCAGCUUCAAUGACGUUGGUGCCUGAAGUCACGGCGGGCGACUUUGUACGCCUUCUCGAAACACCGACCCGAGAGACGGUGAAUUAUUGGAUCCUAAGAGGCGAGCGGAGUGUCUGGCCCGCUGUUGCCGCGCUACGGAUGAGGAGUGCGAUAGAGAUUGAACUUGACCGAUCCUAUCAGAUAGUACGCAAACUCAAGGCUGGAGGUCUGAGAAGGAAGGGUAGCAUGGCAGGAGUGCAGUGA